This is a messenger RNA of Melanotaenia boesemani (Boeseman's rainbowfish), 763 nucleotides long. RefSeq names its product selenoprotein H (gene selenoh). Gene Ontology annotation, cellular component: Golgi apparatus. The record is from RefSeq and is a predicted model, not a curated record. The transcript is spliced from 5 exons. Lineage: Eukaryota; Metazoa; Chordata; Actinopteri; Atheriniformes; Melanotaeniidae.
CCCCCCCCCCCCCCCCCCCCCCCCAACAUGAUAAACUAUUGGUACUGUCCACAUGCCCGCGGAAGUUCUGUAUCAAUGAUGGCGCCCAAAGCAGGUCGUCGAGGGACGAAGCGCAAAGCGCAGGUUCAGGCCGAGGAGGAGCAAACAUCCACGGCGGAGAAGAAGGACAGGGGAGGGGAUGAGCACGGCCAGGACGGCCUUAGGGUGGUCAUUGAACACUGUAAAAGCUGACGAGUGUAUGGGCGUAAUGCCGAGGAGGUGAAAUCCGCCCUCCUGGCUGCCCGACCUGGACUGACAGUGGUCCUGAAUCCUGAGAAACCCCGCAGGAACAGCUUUGAGAUCACUCUGCUGGAUGGAGGCAAAGAAACCUCUCUGUGGACGGGAGUAAAGAAGGGUCCACCUCGUAAGCUGAAGUUUCCUCAACCUGAUGUUGUGGUCUCUGCUCUGCGUGAAGCUCUGAAGGCUGAAUAGAUGUCCAGUGAAGCUGUGUAUUCGGGAGAAGUGACUGGUGGAAGCAAAAUGAUGAUGAGUGGCCAAGGAGAUGUUCUCAGUCCCUCCUCUGAUGAAGCAAGCACCAACUGGUGAUUUCUUCUGGGUACAUAGCGACACCUAGUGGAGGGUCUCCGUGUAGAAACGUUUCUGAUGCAGUCUUGCUGUUUUUUAAGUAGUUUUCUCUGGGCGGGGGGGUUGUUUCCUAUUGCUCAAAGGUUAAGUGUGCUUUUUGUGCAAGUUUUUUGAAUAAAUAAAGUGUUUAACAGUUUAA